UUCAUAACAAGUUACAGUAACGUUAUAACAGCUUAUAAACAGAAGAUAAUGGGAAGAUUUAUGCAACCUGUUAUAUUAUUGCCAGCCGGUCGCGGACAAUCAUGCCGCCAUUCGUCUAUAGAGGGCCUGCUUGCUGGCUUAUUGGGCGGCUUAUGCUCGCAUAGCUUACUUGAAAAUCAGUGUAGGAGGGGAUGGCCAGUGCUCGAGCCUAGAUUAAGUUACUCCGCUCUAAAGCAACCAUGGAUCCACGUGCUUGACAUGGCUGGCUUCAGACCUGAAGAAAUAAAUGUUAAAGUAAAAGACAAUUUGGUAUCUGUACACGCUAAACAUGAAGAAGUUGACGGCGAAGACGUUGACAUUACAGAAAAGAAACGAUCCGUGCACGUACCGGAAGGUGUAAACGUGACGAAAAUCGCAUGUUUUGUAGAUCGUGGAGGAAAGUUAGUAAUCAAAGCGCCUUUCUCUACAGCAAAACUCUAUGACGGAAGAAAUAAGUGUGAGUUAAAGGUGGAGUCGACAGAGGGUAACACCGAACAAAAACUGGACGAGUCUCAGCGUGAACAGCAGUGUGAUUCAAUGGAAGUUUCAGAAAAGAGUAGCACAGAACCAUUCCACGACGAACUAAACCGAGAAAAAGAUAAUAAUGAACUGCAGCAGCUGAGUACAGAUUGUCCGAAAAGCAUGGAACCUGCGGACAAAGAAACUGAAGACUGUCGGCAAAUUAACGUCGCCGACGAUAUGCUACAUUAUCCGCUUGAAACGAACAUCGAAGGUCAUCUGACCAGUGACUGCACAGAUACGUCUGUCAGUCCGGUGCCUUUGAUAGAGAAGACUGAGGACGGCAUUGAUAACGGAGAACAAGAUGUUGGAACAGAUAUUUUUCUUGAUAAGGGCGAACCUUUGGAAUAUUUAAUGGAUAAAACAGAUAUUGUAGAAAAAAAUGGCCAGAAAUACUUCUGUGCAAAAAUAAAUUUUGAAAACUUUCCUCGCAACAGCAUUCAUGUACUUUGCGAAGAUAAAACCCUUUCUGUUGAUGCAACACGUGAAUGGGAUGAUUCUGGUGUCAAGGGGUACCAGGAAUUUCACCGACAGUAUAAGCUUCCAAACAAUUCCUUGGAGGCCGAAGCAAGGGCUUUUGUUAGCGGUAACGGAAGGUACUUUACCGUGAACGUUCCAAUAAAAGAAGAAUGUAGCACAGAGAAACCAGCAGAAUUUUACAAGACUGUACAGUUUUUGUACCAGGGUAGUAGAGAAGGGGCCUUGGAGGUCGGACAAGGGGGUGUUCUUGGCCACACGCUGAGUGCAUGUGGAUCGAGGGCCUGCUUGCUGGCUUAUUGGGCGGCUUAUGCUCGCAUAGCUUACUUGAAAAUCAGUGUAGGAGGAUGGCCAGUGCUCGAGCCUAGAUUAAGUUACUCCGCUCUAAAGCAACCAUGGAUCCACGUGCUUGACAUGGCUGGCUUCAGACCUGAAGAAAUAAAUGUUAAAGUAAAAGACAAUUUGGUAUCUGUACACGCUAAACAUGAAGAAGUUGACGGCGAAGACGUUGACAUUACAGAAAAGAAACGAUCCGUGCACGUACCGGAAGGUGUAAACGUGACGAAAAUCGCAUGUUUUGUAGAUCGUGGAGGAAAGUUAGUAAUCAAAGCGCCUUUCUCUACAGCAAAACUCUAUGACGGAAGAAAUAAGUGUGAGUUAAAGGUGGAGUCGACAGAGGGUAACACCGAACAAAAACUGGACGAGUCUCAGCGUGAACAGCAGUGUGAUUCAAUGGAAGUUUCAGAAAAGAGUAGCACAGAACCAUUCCACGACGAACUAAACCGAGAAAAGAUAAUAAUGAACUGCAGCAGCUGAGUACAGAUUGUCCGA
Messenger RNA from Mercenaria mercenaria, 1866 nucleotides. RefSeq lists its product as uncharacterized. The transcript is spliced from 3 exons. Lineage: Eukaryota; Metazoa; Mollusca; Bivalvia; Venerida; Veneridae. Gene Ontology annotation, molecular function: protein folding chaperone. The coding region runs from base 49 to 1851 and encodes 600 amino acids. The record is from RefSeq and is a predicted model, not a curated record. Gene Ontology annotation, biological process: protein refolding; response to heat.